AUGACAGAGGAGGCUGUAGCUUUAGUAGUAGAUAAUGGGAGCGGGAUGGUGAAAUCUGGACUAGCUGGGGAUGAUGCACCUAAGUGUGUGUUCCCUUCAAUUGUUGGACGACCAAAAAUGCCAAAUAUUAUGGUAGGAAUGGAACAAAAGGAAUGUUAUGUAGGAGAUGAAGCACAAAAUAAAAGAGGGAUACUAACUCUAAAAUAUCCAAUAGAACAUGGUAUUGUAACCAAUUGGGAUGAUAUGGAAAAAAUAUGGCAUCAUACUUUUUAUAAUGAAUUACGAGUAUCUCCUGAAGAACAUCCUGUUUUAUUAACAGAAGCUCCUUUAAACCCCAAAACAAAUAGAGAAAGAAUGACACAAAUUAUGUUUGAAUCGUUCGAUGUUCCAGCCAUGUAUGUUAGUAUACAAGCUAUCUUAUCCAUAUACGCUUCUGGAAGAACAACAGGAAUUGUUCUGGAUAGCGGUGAUGGUGUUAGUCAUACAGUACCGAUUUAUGAGGGGUACGUAUUACCCCAUGCCAUAAAUAGGAUUGAUAUGGCUGGACGAGAUUUGACAUAUCAUAUGAUGAAAUUAUUUACAGAAAGAGGACACACAUUUACAACAACAGCAGAAAGAGAAAUAGUUCGUGAUAUAAAAGAAAAAUUAUGUUAUAUUGCAUUAGAUUAUGAAGAAGAAUUAAAAAGGUCCGAAGAACAUUCAGAUCAAAUUGAAGAGAUUUAUGAACUACCUGAUGGAAAUUUAAUAACAGUAGGUAGCGAAAGAUUCCGUUGUCCAGAAGCAUUAUUUAAUCCUACAUUAAUUGGAAGAGAAUGCCCAGGUUUACAUAUCACAGCUUAUCAAAGUAUAAUGAAAUGUGAUAUAGAUAUAAGAAAAGAAUUAUAUAAUAAUAUAGUACUAAGUGGUGGUACAACUAUGUAUAAUAACAUAGGUGAAAGAUUAACUAAAGAAAUGACCAAUUUAGCACCGUCAUCGAUGAGAAUAAAGGUUAUUGCACCUCCUGAAAGGAAAUAUUCUGUGUGGAUUGGAGGCUCUAUAUUGUCUUCUCUUUCAACAUUUCAGCAAAUGUGGAUAACAAAAGAGGAAUAUGAAGAAUCAGGACCAACCAUAGUUCAUAGGAAAUGCUUUUAA
Messenger RNA from Plasmodium malariae, 1131 nucleotides. RefSeq names its product actin II, putative (gene ACT2). The transcript is spliced from 2 exons. The record is from RefSeq and is a predicted model, not a curated record. Bases 1 to 1131 code for a protein of 376 amino acids. Lineage: Eukaryota; Apicomplexa; Aconoidasida; Haemosporida; Plasmodiidae.